Molecule: messenger RNA, 1032 nt
Organism: Nanorana parkeri
Lineage: Eukaryota; Metazoa; Chordata; Amphibia; Anura; Dicroglossidae
Gene: TNNI2
Product: troponin I2, fast skeletal type
Exons: 6
Coding region: 122-652 (176 amino acids)
Biological process (GO): muscle contraction
Cellular component (GO): troponin complex
Source: RefSeq, a predicted model, not a curated record
AAAUGACCAGGGUUCCCCCAGCAUAUUAAUACCCCCCUCAAUGUCCAUCACUUGCAGUCCAACCCCUGCUUCAUUCUGAGGGCUCCGUCCACAAGGGACAGGUAUCACAUAAACCGCCAAGAUGUCUAAAAUAACAAAUUCCCGAAAAACGCACCUGAAGAGCUUGAUGCUCCAGGUGGCUAAAGUCGCACUAGAAAAAGAAGUAGCUGACGCCGCUGCUGAAAAGGAACGUUACCUGGCUGAGAACUGCCCCCCUCUGAGCCUCCCACAUUCCUUGCAGGAUCUGCAGGAAUUUUGCAAAAAGUUACAUGCCAAGAUUGAUGUGGUUGAUGAGGAGAGGUACGACAUGGAAGUCAAAGUCCAGAAGAGCAGCAAGGAGCUGGAAGACUUAAACGUUAAAAUGUUUGACCUGAAAGGUAAAUUCAAGAGGCCAGCACUGAGACGUGUGCGUAUGUCUGCUGAUGCUAUGCUCCGCGCCUUGCUGGGUUCCAAACACAAGGUCAACAUGGAACUCCGUGCCAAUCUCAAGCAGGUCAAGAAAGAGGACACUGACAAGGAGAAGGAUCUCCGUGAUGUGGGUGACUGGCGUAAGAACAUUGAAGAGAAAUCCGGCAUGGAAGGCAGAAAGAAGAUGUUCGAGUCUGAGGCUUAAGCCCAUUUACCAUGACCAUAGUUAUCUUCAACCCUAAGCUGCCAAAGACACCCGCUUCACCAUGUCACAGCGUUUCCCUGGAAAGCCAGGGGUUAACCCCUCUGCUGCUCGGCUUACACAUGUUUACGGCAGCCAAGGGGUUAAUGAAGUCUUACUUCUAACUUCUACUGUCCUCAAUUUAAACCCAAGAGAAUGUCUUACAGAAAGUUUUGGACUGCUGGGGGGGGCUGCAAAGUUCCCCUCUGUUUUAGCCACAGUCUGGUUCUGCAGGUGCUGUGUUAUGUGGACGUGAGAACCAUGUAAAUAAAGCUUGUGACGUCCUUUAUGGUUUGUGAUACCUGAUGCGUAGGUGACGUCACUCUUAUUUUGUCGGGGUCACU